This is a messenger RNA of Solanum tuberosum (potato), 1680 nucleotides long. Its product is annotated as putative GTP diphosphokinase RSH1, chloroplastic. Lineage: Eukaryota; Viridiplantae; Streptophyta; Magnoliopsida; Solanales; Solanaceae. The coding region runs from base 372 to 1358 and encodes 328 amino acids. The record is from RefSeq and is a predicted model, not a curated record. The transcript has 7 exons.
UUAGGCUGAAAUCUCCGCGACUGAAAUAUCUCUCCCUCUCUAGAUUAUCUCCUUGCCAUUUUUGUUGGCUCUCUCUCUCAUAUUCGCUCGCUAGAUCCACCAUUGGCUUAUACUUCUGCUCCCUAAUUUCUCUGAAUUCCACACUUUUUGCCUGACCGCAAUCGCAGCAACAGCAGCAGCUCUGAAUGCGAAUCAUCUUUUGAUUCCCUUUCACUCGCUGUGAUUUUACUCUCCGGCCGAAUAUGUUUAUGUAUCUGCUGCAUCUUUGUGUUUCCAGAUGAACGAGUUUUUGUUCCGGCUGGCUUGAUUUUCCUUAAGUGCCUGCGUUUCAAUUCUUCUUCACUACUGUGUACCGAUGCUUUUGAAUAGACAUGGCUUCUGCUACUUCAAUGUCAGUUUCUAUCGAAUGUGUGAAUAUAUGUAAGGCUUGGAAAGGAGAUGUGAGUGGAAGACUCGACUGUAGUGUGUUAUCUUGUGCCUGGAAGGCGCCAAGGGCCUUGACUGGGUUACUUGCCAGCACAGCUCAUCCUUCUCAGUGUUCCUCUACUCCUUUUGGGCGAUAUGGAAGAAGAGGUCGUCUCCGCCGAUGUGGUCUGUCUAGCAAGUCUGCUUUCCAGAGACAUAAACAGUGGCUUCAACAUGCAAAAACUCGUUGCGCCCGGCACAAAAUUAUGAAAUUUUUGAGAGAGCAAGCUGCACUAUCUGCAUCUGAAAUAACUGUGGAUUCAGUUAAGGAAUUUGCUGCUGAGUCUGAAGGGGACAUCACAGUGGAAGAAUUAGCAGAUUACUCUAAGGGAACCAAACAUUCGUGGGAGAAAAUCCUCAAAAAUGUUAUGGAUGUAUCAUCUGCAAGGAUGAGUAGUGAAGAUAUUUUCCAACUCCAUAGUGGUAGUAUUCAAAUUCCCAAGGUAAAUGGGAAACAUAAUAAGUGCAUGCAGCAUACGAUUUUGAAGGCCACAGGGGACACAUUGUCACAAGGAAAUGGUGUUGGCGAAAUGAGACUUGCUAACAUACCAAGGUGCAGGGAUGUUCUGCCCGGAUUGGACGGCUGGCUGGCUAGCAAAGUUGCAACUUGGCAGAACCUUGAAGGGCACUCUGUCCAGUGGUUUUGUGUUGUCAGCAUAGAUCGAAAAGCAACAUUUUUUGGUUUAUUACUUGUCAUGGAUGACAUCUCAAACCACUACAAUUCUUUAGGCAUGAUGGCGGAUAUUACUUCAGCAUUGGCAGCUGUAGGCGUCAUCAUUUGUUCUUGUGCGGUUGUAUAUACUCAUGAACAAGUUAAGGACCUUGAAACGUUGAUUGGUCUACGGUCUGAACUCGCGAAGUUGUGUUGGACUGUUUCUUUGCUAAAGCACUGAGGGAAUGUUCGAGAGGAUGCUUGAAGUUGGCCAUUGAAGAUGGAGAUUUUGAAAGCUUUAAGGAAGAUCACAUUUGCAUAUAGGCAUAUAUAUUUUGUAUAAACCUUGGGACUUGUACAUGAUUUAUGUGUUGUACAUUUACAUGAGAAUUUGAGGGCUGAUUUGGUCAUGCCACCAUGGGUUGUAAUACAAGUAUCGCUAUACAUUUUUAAUCUUUUUGGGGGUGUGUAAACCCAAGUCUUGUAAUAUACUAAAUUUACUAUUUGUUUUGAAUGUUGUGUAAAGCAUGAGCAGGCUGAUUUCGGUACUCGAAAGCUUGUGA